Messenger RNA from Plasmodium gonderi, 2310 nucleotides. RefSeq lists its product as hypothetical. Gene Ontology annotation, cellular component: nucleolus; small-subunit processome. The record is from RefSeq and is a predicted model, not a curated record. Gene Ontology annotation, biological process: maturation of SSU-rRNA from tricistronic rRNA transcript (SSU-rRNA, 5.8S rRNA, LSU-rRNA). The transcript has a single exon. The coding region runs from base 1 to 2310 and encodes 769 amino acids. Lineage: Eukaryota; Apicomplexa; Aconoidasida; Haemosporida; Plasmodiidae.
AUGAAAAAAAAAAACAAUCGUGUAUCCGUCGAUACAAGCAAAAUAAAGUUUGUAGAGAACUCCGAAUCGGAAGAUUUGGAAAUUGAGGAUGAAGAUGGAAGUGAUAUUGAAAAUUUUAGCUCCAGCAAUGAUAUAUUAAGUGAUAAUAGUGAUGAACAUAUUGAAAGUGAUAAUAGUGAUGAACGUGAUGAAAGUGAUAACAGUGAUGAACGUGAUGAACGUGAUGAUAAGUCUGAUCUCGGUGUGAGCGCCAAAUCUGCUAGUAAGAAAAAGAGGAAAAAAAAGUUAGGAGUAGAUGAAGAAAAGGAGGAUGAUAGUGAUGAUGAAGUUGGGACUGACAAAGACCAAGGUGUGAAGAAAGCAGAAGACGAAUUUGUUAAAGUUCCAUGGAAAAAAGAAAAAAAAAAUUAUUAUCAAUAUGAAAGUGAAAAUUCAUCAAGUGAUGACGAAGAAGGCAGUAAGGAAAGAAUAAAAGAAGCCAUAUAUCUCAAUAGAAAGGAAAAGGAAAAUUUAAAUGAAAAUGAUUUUGAUUUAUAUAAUAUAUAUAACGAUGGAAAGGAUAAUAUAUCAAAAAAUAUGGAUGACAAAGGAUUACACAAGGCAGAAGAAAAAGAAAAUAUUAUUAAAAAGUUAAUCAGUGAUAUGAGCACAGAUUUAAAGGUAAAAAAAAAAGAAAUAAGUAAUGAAAUUAAGGAUAACAAAGAAAUUGAACAAAUUAUUUUGAGUGAGCAAGAAGAAUAUAAAAUAUUGCAAAAAGAAUUGUCUCUAUGUAUCCAAAAAGUGUAUAACGAAAUUAAUGAAAACAAACGACUAUUUCAGUUUAAAGAAAUUAAUGAAAAUAAUGUCAAUCCAUCAGACAUCAAUAAAAACAUAUUGCUCUAUCUUAAAAAGAAAAAUGAAACAAUGUUAACAUACAUUAUAUAUCUUACGUACUACAUAUUUCUAAAAAUUAUGAACAUUUAUACACACAACCACCCUGUCUUAGAUAAACUAAUAUAUAUGAACACACUUAUUGCCAAAACUAAUGAAUUGGAUAAUAAAAUUAAAUUCAAAAUUCAGCAACUAAAUAAGUCGGCCAGUAAGCAGUUGGGAGACGCAGAUGAACCUGAGGGGUGUGAUGCAUUUACCUCCAAAAAAGUGAAUAGGAGCAAAAUGGAGAAGGAAAAUGUUGAAGAAUUGGAGGAUGACGAAGAAUUGGAGGACGACGAAGAAUUGGAAGACGACGAAGAAUUGGAAGACGACGAAGAAUUGGAAGACGAUGAAAAAUUGGAAGAAGAUGACGAAUUGGAAGAUGACGAAGAAUUGGAAGACGAUGAAAAAUUGGAAGAAGAUGACGAAUUGGAAGAUGACGAAGAAGAUGAAGGGAAAUUCCAAGGGGAUAAAGGCACUGAGAAAAGCAAAAAAUACAAAAUCAGCAAAAGUCUUAUAACAGAAUACACAGAUAGCCACAUCCGGGAAAAGGAAAAGGAGGAGAAGAAAAAGAAAAGAGAAAAAUUGAAAAACGAGAGAAGUAUAUUUUUAAAGGAAAUAAAAGAUAUGGUAUCAAAUAGACCAGAAAAAAUCGAAGAAGAAAAUUACUUUAAAAAAAUGGAAGAAAAGUUUAUGAAUUUUGACGAGAAAAUUUUGAAGAAAAAAAUUAAAUCAUUAAGUAAAAAGAAAAAUAACAUGAGCAAUUUAAAAAACGUAGGAAUGACGUCAAAUGAUUUAUUAAAGUUUGUGGAACUACCUGAAUUAAAUGACGAGGACAAGAAGAACAAGUUUGAUGAAACAAAAAUGUUUAGAAAUAACAUUAAUACAAUGAAACAAAUAAAAAAAAGUAAAAUAAAAAAUGAUGCGAAUGAUGAUUUUGUUUCUUUUAAGAAGUUUGAAAAGGUUAGAAAUAAAGGCAACAUGUAUAAAAAGGAAGAAUACAACAGUAACUCGAAUCACUAUAUUAGUGGAAAAAAUUUACACGACGAAAUUGAUGAUGAAAAUAUUAAAAACAUGUUAAGUAUGAAAAAAAAGAAAAAGGAAGAAAAAAAAACACGUAAAGAUCAAAAAAAUAGAGAAAUAAGAAAAAAACUAGUUGAUGAAGAAAACGAAAUUAACGAUAGAAGAAUGCCAAAUAAAAAUAUUUUACUAAAUAGAGGUCUAGUAAGAAAAAGAAAAUCAACUGAUGGAAAUGCAAGGGUCCAUAACAAACAAAAAUAUCUAAAAAAAAUGAAGAUGUAUAGUGGCCAACAUGCCAAAAUGAAGGUUCAUGAAAACAAUUAUUCAGGAGAGAAAAGAGGAAUAAAUCCAUACCUGAAAAAAUCUAUAGACAUCAAGUGA